AUGGCUCCUCACGCAAUUGUCUUCGACCUUCUCACAGCCCUCCUGGACAGCUGGUCCUUAUGGGCCGAGGCCGCAAACAAUGACCGCAAAGCAUCCUACCGGUGGCGCACAAGAUAUCUCGAGUUAACAUUUGGAUGCGGCGCAUACCGUCCCUAUGAAGAUCUCGUCUACGAGUCAGCCAAAGAUGCCGGCCUCCCGGCCAGUGCACCCAAAGCCCUGAUCCACAAUUGGGAUCAGAUGCGCCCUUGGCCCGAGACAAAGCAGGUCUUACUACAGUUGAAAGAAAAAGGAUAUCGCUUGGGAGUCGUCUCCAACUGUUCUGCGGAACUCGGCCGUCGAGCCGUUGCGUUGUGUGGUGUGGAAUUCGAUGCAUUCGUGACUGCCGAAGAAGCCGGCUUCUAUAAGCCUCAUCCGAAAGCAUACGGUACGAUCCUGUCGGCCUUGGGGGUGGAGCCUCGAGAUGCUCUCUUUGUCGCAGGCAGCAAUGGCGAUGUCGUCGGUGCAGCAGCGGCUGGUAUGGAUGUCGUUUGGCAUAACCAAAUCGGUCUUCCCAGACUCCCCGGUUCUAAGCCGCGCCUUGAAGGUAGCUCUUUACAUGUCGUUCUAGAUCACCUCCGACAGGUGGAGUCGACGCCGAGCUCGAGUACGUCUAGCCGGUCAUCACGGCUUUAG
Aspergillus oryzae RIB40 is the source of this 672-nucleotide messenger RNA. Its product is annotated as HAD family hydrolase. The transcript has a single exon. The coding region runs from base 1 to 672 and encodes 223 amino acids. Lineage: Eukaryota; Fungi; Ascomycota; Eurotiomycetes; Eurotiales; Aspergillaceae. The record is from RefSeq and is a predicted model, not a curated record.